Molecule: messenger RNA, 4586 nt
Organism: Phlebotomus argentipes
Lineage: Eukaryota; Metazoa; Arthropoda; Insecta; Diptera; Psychodidae
Gene: aPKC
Product: atypical protein kinase C
Exons: 11
Coding region: 352-2556 (734 amino acids)
Biological process (GO): protein phosphorylation; establishment or maintenance of cell polarity
Molecular function (GO): protein binding; ATP binding; protein serine/threonine kinase activity
Source: RefSeq, a predicted model, not a curated record
CAUCGAGGAGUCUGCAGUGUCGCGCCCCUUGUUUUUGUUAAUCGGUCUCUCUCUCUUGUUCUUGUACCAUCAACCAAUUCACCAAAGGUAUCGAAGAUCCCUUCUUUGGCUUCAGCAGCCGGCCAACGAGGCGAGAACGUGCGCUUAUUCCGGGUGGAUUUCCUAUUGUGCUCUCUGACAGAGUCAUCGUGACGUUUUUCCUCGCGGUUUGCCUGGAAAAGCUCCAAAGCGCGCGGGUGUGUUAGUGUGCGAGGUGGAAAGCCGUGUCGGAAAGACAUCGAAGGCGCUUGAGGAGGCGUGAGGACUGUCAGAAGGAGCACCAGUGAUCGCUGACGAGACAGGGAGCGAGACAUGGCUUGGGGCUACUGGAGCGCAACGGCUGUGGAUCGCGGACGCUCGCCGCGGCGCAACACUCAAUGUGCCGCCGUGCCGCAGUCUGAGCCGCCGCCCCCGCAGUGCUACAGCCCGUGCGGGCGCAGUCCGUGCGGCAGUCCGUGCCACAGUGCAUGCCAGAGCCCGUGUCAGAGUCCACAGCACGUGGUGGCGGCGUGCAGUGAGUCCGAGAGCGAGCCGCAGGUGCAGCAUGCGCCGCUGGAGGAAUACCCGCGGCGGCAGUCGCUCGAUCCGCUGGACAGUCCACAGGCAAACCAACUGUCGGAUAUUCUGUGUCGGGGAGCCACGGUGUCCUCAAUCUCAUCGGCCAAUAACACCCUCACGCGGGGUGCCUCGUUGCGCGACACGAGCGACUACGAUGUGCCCCAUCCGCAUCCGCACACUCAUCACUACAUGACCACGUCCACGUCGAUUCACGGCUCGCGGCCCGGCAGCGCGGGCGCCGCGUCGGCCCACGGGCACGGCAGCGCCCAUGGGAGCGGAAGUGGCAGCGGGUCGAGCCCGGGAAUGAGUGGCGCGGGCAGUGUGAUUGCCGGCGGCGUCAAUUAUCUGGAGUGCCUCCACUAUGAGCGAAUGCCUCUGCCCAUUCCCGUGCAGAUCCCCAUCGUGCCACCGCCGCCGCCCUCGCAUCUGCUCUCCGAGGACGAGGUGGAGCCAGCCUAUGCGACAGUAUUUCCAAAUGUGCCGUCUGCUCCGGGAAUGUCCUGCGUUGGCGAAGAUCGAAGCAUCUAUCGACGAGGUGCUCGGCGAUGGCGCAAGCUGUACAGGAUCAAUGGUCACAUAUUCCAGGCGAAGCGUUUCAAUCGAAGGGCUUUCUGCGCCUACUGUCAUGACAGGAUUUGGGGCCUGGGACGUCAGGGCUUCAAGUGCAUCCAGUGCAAGUUGCUGGUGCACAAGAAGUGUCACAAGAUGGUGCAGAAGCCCUGCACUAAUGAGCACCAGAAGCCGAUCAUGAAGGAGAGAGAUGACAUCAAUGGCGAGGUGCAGAAGGAAUUGCUGCCGCCGGCGCCCGAAUUCGCGCCGGAACUCGCCGAGGGUGGUGAUCAUGUGGCCGUGGAAGCACUGCAGAGCUCAGAGGAGCCCCUGGAGCCGGGCGCUCAGCGCCAGUACUCGCUGGAGGACUUUGAGCUGAUCCGCGUGAUCGGGCGCGGCAGCUAUGCGAAGGUGCUGAUGGUGGAGUUGCGACGCACGCGCCGGAUCUACGCGAUGAAGGUGAUCAAGAAGGCGUUGGUCACGGACGAUGAGGACAUUGAUUGGGUGCAGACGGAGAAGCACGUGUUCGAAACGGCGUCCAAUCAUCCAUUCCUCGUUGGUCUGCACUCGUGCUUCCAGACGCCGUCGCGACUGUUCUUCGUAAUUGAGUUUGUGCGCGGCGGCGACUUGAUGUUCCACAUGCAGCGUCAGCGCCAUUUGCCCGAGGAGCACGCCAGAUUCUAUGCGGCCGAGAUCAGCCUGGCGUUGAACUUUCUGCACGAGAAGGGCAUCAUCUAUCGUGACUUGAAGCUGGACAAUGUGCUGCUGGAUCACGAGGGGCACAUCAAGCUCACGGAUUACGGCAUGUGCAAGGAGGGCAUUCGACCAGGCGACACAACGUCUACUUUCUGCGGCACGCCUAAUUACAUCGCUCCGGAGAUCCUCCGCGGUGAGGAUUAUGGCUUCUCGGUGGACUGGUGGGCACUCGGUGUGCUGCUGUACGAGAUGCUGGCCGGGCGCAGUCCAUUCGACAUUGCCGGCGCUUCGGACAAUCCGGAUCAGAACACAGAGGACUAUCUGUUCCAGGUCAUUCUCGAGAAGACCAUCCGCAUUCCGCGCUCGCUGAGCGUGAAAGCCGCCUCAGUUCUCAAAGGUUUCCUCCACAAGAAUCCCGCCGAUCGGCUCGGCUGCCAGCGGGAAUCCGCCUUCAUGGACAUCGUCAAUCAUCCCUUCUUUAAGAGCAUCGAUUGGGAGCUGCUGGCGCAGAAAGAAGUGGCUCCGCCGUACGUGCCGUCCUUCCUCGAUCCCGAGGAGCCCGAUCUCGCGGCCAAUUUCGAUCCGCAGUUCACGCGGGAGCCGGCCGAAUUGACCCCGGACGACCCGCGGGUGAUUGAGAAGAUUGACCAGUCGGAAUUCGAGGGAUUCGAGUAUGUGAAUCCGCUGUUGAUGUCGCUCGAGGAUUGCGUCUGACACCACGCGUCGUGUGAGCUGCAUCCCUACAAUUCGCAGCCAAUUAUCGAGACUGUCGAAAUUCUCACGCAUCCCCGUGACUACAGAACAAAUGUUAGAAAACAGAGAUAAAGAGGGGCAAAGAAAGAGUAAUAGAAAAAUCUGACAAGAAGCAACAUUUUAGCUAGUGUACGGCGAUGAUUCCAGCGACUAUGAUUCCGUUGUGGAUGAUCUCAGCAUUCUUCAAUUACCUCCGCCACCAUCCAAGAGUCUACUGCAGCACAUGUUUUGCCUUCCAUUGAAUUAAGCCGGACUUUUUAUAGUGCGAAAACGGGGAGAGAGAGAGAGAGAGAGUGUCGAAGGAGCGCGUUUUUCAAUUGAGACACAAAAUUUCACGGGAAAAAAAAACACUGAAGAUAGAAAUUUGAAAGACAGUGUAAAUUAUUCUUUUUUUGUUGCGCAGCAGAGAUGAAACAUGCAAUAACAUUUUGAAUAUUUGCCAGUAUUAAGAGAGAGAGAGAAAAAGAAAGUAGCGAAAAAAAAACGAGGAAGAAACUUGAGUAUUAUGAAAAAUCAGCGAAUGGUAUUUUUUCGGUAUAUUAUUUUUGAGAAAUGAUGAAAAUACAGUUCUAAAGAAGAUAAAAACGUAGAAGAAUAUUGAUAUAGAGUAAAAUUAUUACUGUAGUUAAUAUUUUGAAACAUGAUAAAAGUAUAAUAAAAAAAAACAAUUGAACUGAGAAAACAAGAAAGAAAUCAAAUAUGGAUUGAGAGACACACACACAUGAAAGAGUAGUGAAAUUUGAGAAAAUCAACGAAAAAAAAACAUGUUGUAAAUAGAAUAGAAGCGAAAAUGACUUAAGAAAAAACUGCUGAGCACUUAAAAAGAAACCGCAAUCGCAGAAGCAGAAGCAGAGGUGAUGAAAGUGUGUAAAUAGUUAAUAAAAAAUACCAUUCUAGGCACUUAAAAUGAAUAUAAUGAAUAUUUGAAAAGAUAUUUACUUAAUUUUUGCACACACAACAACAAAAAAAAUGAUAUAGUAUAUAUAAACUUUAAUGAAGUGGCGUCUAAAAGCAGUUCCAAACAUUUUUGAACAAUUCCAACAUGCAUUUUAACAGUGAAAGAAAUAACAAAGAAUUAGAAUUUUAGAGGUUUUACUAAUGAUGCUCAAGAAGAAUUAAGCGAUGGAGAAGAAACAUUGUCUGUUUGUCAAAUUUAUGCGUCACGACAGUAAGAGAGAGAGAGAUAUUUAGGUGUCAAUCGAGGAGAAAUUGCGACAGAAUGUUUAGGGAAUAAUAAGAAAUUGUCUCAUAUUUUUGGGGAUUUAGUUUCGUUGGUGUUUCAUUGGCGUUUCAUGUAUUUUUUCUGAGUAUUUUUAUGAGUUUUUCUUUGCUUCUUAUCAAGAUAAGAUACCAAGUUUAUAGUUUAGAGUUUUUUUUUUCUUUCUUUAUUAAACACUUUUGAACAGUAUAUAUUUUUGUGAGCUUGCUUUGCAAAUUUAUGAAAGGGAUGGUUAAAUAUAUAUAAAUAUAAAGAUGAUGAAUUUCUAAAUGGUGAGAAACAAGUAUAUUUAAAUCACAAAUAUUCACAAAUAUUUUUUCCUCUAUCAAUUUCCAUUGAUAACAAUAAUAAGAAAAAAAUAGAUAUUUAUUGAUGAGAAUUUUCCACUCUCUCGCGAGAGUCUUUGAAAGAAGAGAAUAUAAGAAACAUGUUAAUUGAAUUGUAUUUGAAGAGAAAACAAACAAAAAAAAAUCCUUUCUUCAGAAAGCGCAUUGUUUAAGGCAUAAAAAAAAAACUUAGAAAAAUUUUCCCUUUCCCCACAAACUUUGGAGAUUGGAAAACACACACACACGCGAUUUUUAUGAAAAUGUUGAGAUCUUUGUUCACGCAUUCCUUUUUCUAUUGUAUGAAUUUUAUUAUUACGUAUUACAUUGAAAUGAUGAUGAUGAUGAAGAAACAUAUGAUUACGAUGAUGAAUUAAUCAAAUGGUUUGUAUUGCAAAUAUUAAUGAUAACAAUAUUGAAAUGAAAAAUAGCAUGAAAAUUCAUUAAAA